Molecule: messenger RNA, 267 nt
Organism: Drepanopeziza brunnea f. sp. 'multigermtubi' MB_m1
Lineage: Eukaryota; Fungi; Ascomycota; Leotiomycetes; Helotiales; Drepanopezizaceae
Source: RefSeq, a predicted model, not a curated record
AUGAAGCCCAUCGUUGGAGCAAUGAAAGCAUGGUCAUGCGUCGUGAUCUCCUGCUUCGCAAUCGUGAUCCUCUCCGUCAUCGGCCUCCUCUUCAAAUCCAACCACCACUCCAUGACCGGCACGAUGGAGGACCCGGAAGACGGCGCCGCCGUCGCCGCCACGGUCUUCUCCGCCGUCGUCGUCUACGCUCUCUUCCUCGUAGGCUGCGGUUUCCAAGCCCUCCUCCACAUCCGCGACAACCGCCGGGGCGCCAUAACCCUCUCGUAG